UCGUACGCACAUGUCUUGACUGUUUCUUUGAUUACAUUACAUGAUAUUCCUUAACUUCUCCGUAAAUCCAUGAACAUCAUAGUAUUGUGAUGGGAGUGCUAUUUCAAUUCUCACGAACCCCAUAUCUAGUUCAUGGAGAUUAAAAGAGAGAAAAAAGAAAAAGAAAAAGAAAAGGGACUAUUUAUUGGCUCUUGGAAUCGGAUUAACAUGAUAAAUCUCAUCCCUUUUUGAAGAUUUAUCCAAAAAUAACAACUGGGUGUAGAAAUGUAUAUAGGAGUCUCUUCUGCAUAUAUAGAGUUUCAAACAAAACAAAGCUCCUUCUUUUCGUCUAUAGAAAUCGUUUUCUUCCUUUCACUAUAUAUAUAUAUAUAUAUAUCAAUGAAAUUAUGAGAUAGUUUAUGCAUUAUGAUUAAUAUGUGAUAUUCCAACGACAUAUUCUUUUGUUGGGUUGUUAUGGGAUUCUCUGAUUCUUUGUUUGGGAGAGCUGCCAGAAAAUUCAUCAAAAGGAAAGACAGCGAUGCAGGCGAAGCAGGUCGAGCACUGGAAGAUCUAAAAAGUUCUCUCUACAAUGAGCUACGAACCUCCGAAGGUGCCAAGCGCCAACAGCAACGAUUUUGUGGGCCAGUCGUGGCAAUGGCAUUUAAUUUCAUAGUUGCUGUAGGCAUUAUUCUGGCAAACAAAUUGGUGAUGGGGAAAGUUGGAUUUAACUUCCCAAUUUUUCUCACAUUAAUCCACUACUCUACUGCAUGGCUUCUACUUGCCAUUUUGAAGGCAUUCUCACUGCUUCCAGCCUCCCCAUCUUCUAAAACAACUCCCUUUUUUUCCCUCUUCUCGUUGGGGGCUGUCAUGGCUUUUGCCUCUGGCCUUGCCAAUACCAGCCUAAAGCAUAACAGUGUUGGUUUCUACCAAAUGGCUAAAAUUGCUGUCACUCCUACCAUUGUUCUUGCAGAGUUCAUCCUCUUCAGGAAAACCAUUUCUUCCAAGAAGGUUUUGGCUCUGGCUGUUGUCUCUACAGGUGUGGCAGUAGCAACUGUAACAGAUUUGGAGUUCAAUUUGUUUGGUGCUUUAGUUGCUAUUGCAUGGAUAAUCCCAAGCGCCAUAAACAAAAUCCUGUGGUCUAACUUGCAGCAGCAAGGCAAUUGGACUGCUCUUGCGUUGAUGUGGAAGACUACACCAAUGACGAUUUUCUUCUUAGUAGCUUUGAUGCCAUGGCUGGAUCCACCAGGAGUGCUAUUAUUUAAGUGGAAUCUCAAUAGCGCUGCCGCCGUUCUUAUAUCGGCCGCGCUUGGUUUUCUCCUUCAAUGGUCUGGAGCUUUGGCACUUGGAGCAACAUCGGCAACUUCUCAUGUUGUUCUAGGACAAUUCAAGACUUGCGUGAUAAUGCUUGGAGGCUAUCUUAUUUUUGAUUCAGACCCAGGGUACAUAAGCAUCUGUGGAGCAUUUGCUGCUCUUUUUGGAAUGUCAGUUUAUACAUCACAGAACUUGCACGAAUCGGGUGAAAGUUUGUGUAAGCAGCUUCCAAAGCAAAACUUACCAUCCCCGAGACCAAAAACAAACGCUGAAGAGAGCUUAGAGUCAGACGUUAAAGAUGCCACAAAUGUUGUCUAAAAUGUGAAUUAACAUAUUCUUCUGCGAAUGAGAAUAGGGUCUUGGCAUAUCAACCCUCUUGAGAGAGAGAAAGAGAGGUUCCUAAUGUCAUUUCAACCUUAGGAAUCCUGAUUCA
This is a messenger RNA of Alnus glutinosa, 1723 nucleotides long. RefSeq lists its product as uncharacterized. The transcript has 7 exons. The record is from RefSeq and is a predicted model, not a curated record. Gene Ontology annotation, cellular component: Golgi apparatus. Gene Ontology annotation, molecular function: antiporter activity; UDP-xylose transmembrane transporter activity. NCBI's taxonomy places the organism in Eukaryota, Viridiplantae, Streptophyta, Magnoliopsida, Fagales, Betulaceae. Bases 454 to 1608 code for a protein of 384 amino acids.